Messenger RNA from Photinus pyralis (common eastern firefly), 613 nucleotides. RefSeq lists its product as uncharacterized. NCBI's taxonomy places the organism in Eukaryota, Metazoa, Arthropoda, Insecta, Coleoptera, Lampyridae. The transcript is spliced from 3 exons. The record is from RefSeq and is a predicted model, not a curated record. Bases 53 to 613 code for a protein of 186 amino acids.
ACUCAGUAUCGAAAAAUCGACACUAUACCAUCCGUGCUAUUUUGAAGUCGCCAUGAUAUUGACAGUGUUAACUAUCUUUUUGAUUAAGUCCGAAGUAAGUAACCUUAAAUGCGCUGACGACAUAUCCUCUGAUUUUUAUUGGCGAGACUAUUUCGGCGAGAUACCUUCAGAUGCAUUGGGUGGUGGUUAUGAUAAAGCAGGUAAUCCUGCAUAUAUUGGGCAGCUCUUUAACCAUAAGGAUGGAUUACUACCUGCCAUGAUUUAUGAGGGAGAUCAAUCUCUAUAUGCUACGGUCCGAAACGCACCUUUGACACAACAAAAAUAUGGAAAAAUUCUGUGCAGUCAUAAUCCCUGCAAAUAUAAAUGGAUACCAACAGAUACUUCAAAGGUUCAGAGUCUAUUUUCAAAUUAUACAGUUAUUUCUGGAGGCUAUGAGAACGCCAUCAACAUUGAUUUAUAUAUCGGGAGAAUCCAUUAUGAUUUAGAAAUCAGGAUAGGAAAAGUUAUAGUAGGAAUAAAUUCUGUCAACGGCAUUCAUAUUCCUUUUGGAAAGUCAUAUGUACACUUUAAAAGUUAUGAAAUUUUGGUUUAUGAUAAAAACGCAAAAUGCUAG